This is a messenger RNA of Mangifera indica (mango), 2192 nucleotides long. RefSeq lists its product as uncharacterized. The record is from RefSeq and is a predicted model, not a curated record. The transcript has a single exon. NCBI's taxonomy places the organism in Eukaryota, Viridiplantae, Streptophyta, Magnoliopsida, Sapindales, Anacardiaceae. Bases 684 to 2042 code for a protein of 452 amino acids.
CUUGGCCUCACGAGGAGCUGGCUUUGAGUUUGAGCUUCGAAGAAACCUGUUGAUGUUUCUCUCUCUAAAAAAUCUUAGAGAGAGAAACAAUUUUAAACCCCUCUUCGUGAUGAUGACGAUGCUGGUGGGAUCACUCAUCUCUUUAUAAUUUUGUUUUUCUUUGUCCAUUUUUGACUUUGGAAGCAAUUCUUCUUCCCGUUUUCACAGAUUUCUCUCUCUCUCUCUCUCUCCCUGUUUCACAUUUUAUCCGAAAAUCAUUUCACGGGUUUUCUUCGAGAUCUUCCUCAAAGUUCUGUUCUUGUUGUUAAAAGUGCUGUUUUUGGCAUCAGGGUUGGUCUCGGUUUUAAUGCACUUGCCUUAAUUUCGGAGCUCGCGUUAUUGUUUGUACGUUUUGAGAAAUAAAGAUUUCAGCUUUUUAGAUCCACCCAGAAAACGAAGUUUCCCAGCCUGAAUUCAAUGAUUUCUUAGUUUUUAAAUUUGACGUUGAUUUUAUUUAUUGAAGCUUUUAUCAGAAACUGCAAUCCAGCUCAUUGAUUCAAGAAGGUUCUGUUAAUCUAUCCACGAAACGGUCCAAGUUCCCAUAUAAAAAUCCUGUUUUUAUUUGACUUUUCUGGACUAUUUUCCUUCUUUUUUGUAUUAUCAUUAUCAUCUCUAAUUGCAACUUUCAAUUUUUUUUUUCUGUAAUGGGUUGUGCGAGUUCCAAGCAAAACAAGCGGUGCCGGCACUGCCAGACCCCGUACUCGCCGGUGCUGAGAAGCAAUUCAAUGCACGUGCGUCAUCCUGCACAAGGCAAGGGAGAUAGCCAUCAUGUGGUGGCGCUCACAUCCACCACUUUGGGCUCUUUGAAGCUGGACUUUGACAAGAACAAUCAAAACAACAAUCGUAAUGCUGAAAUCAACGGUGGUGAUCAUCUUGAUGUUGGUGGUGGUGGUGGUGGUGGUGAUAAGAGCAAAGACGCCAAGGAUUUUUCAAUAGGGUUGGUUGAGGCAAAGGCUUGGUCAAGCAUGAUUGAAGAGAAGAUCCCAAAAGUUGUGCCUAAAACUCCUAUCAGAACGCCUCCUGGAGAGCCUGAGACUAUUAACACUUGGGAAUUGAUGGAGGGGCUUGAAGAUGUUAGUCCAUUGAUGAUGUCCCAUAAACACUUUCGGAGUUUCUCUUUUGAUGUUGCCAAAAAUUUGAAUUCCAAUGCUGUGGUGCCUCUUGAUGAUCACCCUCUUCCAAAGUCCGAACUUUCUGAAAGUAAAGCCACAGUGUCACCAAAGUGUAUGUGGAACCAAAUGUCAGAUGGGGAUGAUGAUAAAAAUUCCAAUUUUGUUUCAGAAUUUGAUCCUGAAGUUAUCCAAACUUUCAGGAAAUCUUUCCAGGAGCUAUCUCCAGGGCACCCUUUUCAUCUCAGGCCGCAAUUGGAAACUAAAAAGCAGCAAUCGGCUGUGGCCGACAAUGGUUUGUUGUUAUCAGAUUCCUUGGAAGGCAAGAAAGCAGGAAAUGGGGUAGUUUCAGAUAAAAAAUUUGGAAAAGAAAAGCUUGUGUUGUACUUCACAACCCUGAGAGGAGUUCGGAAAACAUAUGAGGAUUGUUGCCAUGUGAGAGUUAUCUUAAAAAGCUUAAGCAUUCGCGUCGAUGAGAGAGAUGUUUCAAUGCAUUCAGGCUUCAAGGAGGAGCUAAAAGAGCUCUUACGAAAUGGGAUUACAGGAGGCACCUUGCCAAGAGUAUUUCUGGGAAAAAAAUGCAUCGGAGGAGCCGAAGAGAUAAGGCGGUUACACGAAGAAGGGCAGCUUGAGAAGAUGCUUGAAGGGUGUGAAAAAGUGGACGAAUUUGGUGGAACAAAUGGAGCAACUUGUGAAGCCUGUAGAGAUAUAAGAUUUGUGCUUUGUGAAACAUGUUCAGGGAGCUGUAAAAUAUACCAUGAAAGGGAUGAAGAAGAACAAGAUGAUGAUGAAGAUCAAGAACAAUGGGAAGGUGAAGAAGGUGAAUCGGGGUUCCAACGCUGCCCUGAUUGUAAUGAAAAUGGACUAAUAAGGUGUCCCAUUUGUUGCUAUUAGCUAAAACUCAUAAUCAAGCACAAUUUUUUGAGUUUUUGGUAUGCUUGGAGAGGACCUGCAAUGGAGAAAACUGGUGAAUAAUAUGUUCUAGUUAUGUGUCUUGAUGGCUGUAUCAUACUUUAAAUCAUAUGUUCAUAACAAGCUUGUACA